Messenger RNA from Microtus oregoni (creeping vole), 1579 nucleotides. It is a transcript of the gene Pawr, whose product is annotated as pro-apoptotic WT1 regulator. Lineage: Eukaryota; Metazoa; Chordata; Mammalia; Rodentia; Cricetidae. The record is from RefSeq and is a predicted model, not a curated record. The transcript has 8 exons. Gene Ontology annotation, cellular component: cytoplasm. Gene Ontology annotation, biological process: positive regulation of apoptotic process; apoptotic process. Bases 249 to 1259 code for a protein of 336 amino acids.
GCCAGGGACUGCCCCCGAGCUCCAGCGGGCGAGUUUGCCGUGGCUGGUCGUGCGCGUCCUGAGCGCUCUGGCUCACCUGGACAACCCUCCUCCCCGCACCGCGCCUUGUCCCACCUAAACUUCUCGGAGAGCCUGGGUCGCGCUGCGCGCCGUCCCCCUCGCAUUCUUGCUCCCUGGGCAGGCGGCAGGCGGCGGCGGGAGUCGGGACGCGCGGCGAGAGGGGCGCCCCCGCCGGCCCCUCUGGGAACAUGGCGACCGGCGGCUACCGGAGCGGCGGCAGCACCACGGACUUCCUGGAGGAGUGGAAGGCGAAGCGCGAGAAGAUGCGCGCGAAGCAGAACCCCGCGGGCCCGGGUUCGGGCGGCGGCGGCGAUCCUGCCGCUAAGUCCCCUGCGGGACCACUGUCCCCAACCGCGGUCGCCGGGACCUCCGAGCUCAACCACGGCCCCGCGGGCGCGGCCGCACCUGCUGUCCCCGGGCCCACCGCCCUGAACUGCGCUCUGGGUCCCUCGGCGCUGCCCCGCUCGGCUCCCGGCUCCCGGCGGCCGGAGGAGGAAUGCUCGACAGCCGCUGCAGUCGCGGGGGCGCCCGCGUCCCGGGGCGACGAGGAAGAACCGGACGGCGCCCCGGAGAAGGGCCGCAGCUCGGGGCCCAGCGCCAGGAAAGGCAAGGGGCAGAUCGAGAAGAGGAAGCUGCGGGAGAAGCGGCGCUCCACCGGCGUGGUCAACAUCCCCGCCGCGGAGUGCUUAGAUGAGUACGAAGACGACGAAGCCGGCCAGAAAGAGCGGAAACGAGAAGACGCCAUCACACAGCAGAACACCAUUCAGAACGAAGCUGCGAGCCUCUUAGAUCCAGGCACUUCCUACCUGUCCCAGGACCCGUCAAGAACAGUUCCAGGCAGAUACAAGAGCACAAGCACUGCUCCAGAAGAUGACGCCUCCAGCCGAUAUCCCCGAACAGACAGAGGUGGCUUCAACAGACACAGCAGAGAUGCCAAUAUGGCGGGCAGCUUUGCCUCCGGUACCACAUUGGAAAAGAGAAUUGAAGAUCUCGAAAAGGAAAUAGCCAGAGAAAGGCAAGAAAACCUCAGGCUUGUGAGACUGAUGCAAGACAAAGAGGAAAUGAUCGGAAAACUCAAGGAAGAGAUCGAUUUGUUAAACAGAGACCUUGAUGACAUAGAAGAUGAAAAUGAGCAGCUCAAGCAGGAGAAUAAAACUCUUUUGAAAGUUGUCGGGCAGCUGACAAGGUUUUCUCAGUAAAUAUGGGAUAUUUAAAAAGUGGCUUAUCCUCCAGGCCUCGAGUUGUGGACAGUUUCAGUGUUGAAGAAAAUCGAUGCCUUGAAUAGCAUGUGCUUCAAAAUCAGAACCGAAAUAUUUUUCCACACUUGAAAAUAUUUAUACAUUUGAUAAGCAGAAUAGCUCAGCUAAUUCCUGACUUGGAGAAACACAGGGAUGCGAUUUUCCUCCUGAGAGAACAGUCCCAUGUCCCAAGCGCUCCUGCUUCCUAAUACUGAAAAUCCUAAAGAGACCAUAUUUGAAGAUUUAUAAAAUAAAGUUGGCUCCUGUUCAAUAUCCUUGUA